GUAACGUUCGGACCUGACGGUUACAGUUUUGGCUCGUAUGUGAGUUAGCUUGGUUCAUUUAGUUCAGUAGUUAAGCAACUUUUAGACAAAUAAAACAUAGACGUGUCGUUGUGUGAAGUAGUGUAACAAUGGACUCAAAUUCGCUGUCGUAUUCUCUGGACUUCAUUGCCAGCAGCGGACGUAUUUUAAAUGUUGAGCAGAGAACCGCACUUCAGACGUCCAUGUUGAUCCUGAAGAAAAACUACAAUUUCAAACGGGUCAUGUUCUGGGGGAAAGUACUGGGCAUAAAGCAGGACUACUUCAUUGCUCAAGGGAGAGGUGAAGAUGAAAUAAAAAAUAGAACAUAUCUAUAUAGCUUCAACUGCAUGGACUGGCUCCUUCUUCCGACUGUCUCUGAGAGCAUGAUUGAAGAAGUGGCCAAAACUGCGAGGGGUCAUUUCACAGGAGACCCCUCUUUUGUGUAUGAACAUAAUCUGUACUUUCAGAUUGAAACAGAGGAAGAAGGAGAGAAUAACGUGAUCAAAUCAAGUGAAGAGAACAGACUGGCGGUGACUAUUCAACAGAUCGAUGAAGAUGUGUCUGUGGUGCCCCGAGGUGCCUUCAUCAGGACUCCACUUGGCCCUGUCCAUGUCAACCGCAGUUUUGAGGGUCUUUCUGAAUCAGAAGCGAGGCAGCUUGACAAUUUUCUACACUUACGUGAACCGAAGAGAGGAAACACUUUAUAUCUCGAAAGGAUGGGGGACUGGUGUCCAGCCAUCGACUUCCUGGAUGUCCUUAGUGACGACAUUCCUAAAGGAUCGUGGAGUCUUCAGUUUGAGUGUGCCAGCAGAGUGUGUAUGCUGCGUAGCCUCCUGUGGUUGGGACUCACUUUCUACCAUGUGCCAAAUACGCCACAACAUGGAUACAUCUACAUCGGCAACGGGCUGAAAAACCAGGACCUUCCUUUCAUGCUGUAAUAUAAACUUGCUGGGGGUUUUUUUUAUCUCAGACUUCUAAAUGUUUUUUUUGGUCUUAAGAGUAACUGAGAUCAGUUAACAAUGAGCCUUUCAGUUCGCUUCUACAAAAGCUAUUGUUACACAGUAAACGCAUGGUGAGAGUGAGAGCAAAAAUUGUCAUUUUAUUUAAACAUCUGUUUUGCGUUGUGUUGACACAAUCAACAUACCACCUACUUUGAAAGUGUAACACUGAGCUCGGUUGUUGGUGACAAGAAGUUGUUGGAGAAUGUUUUGAAGGUCAGGAAAGAUGGUUCUGGGUGGGGCUGAUAAUGACUCAUAAUAGGUCUGAUGCAGAUUAAUAAACAAAAGUUAUGCUUCA
Molecule: messenger RNA, 1314 nt
Organism: Gambusia affinis (western mosquitofish)
Lineage: Eukaryota; Metazoa; Chordata; Actinopteri; Cyprinodontiformes; Poeciliidae
Gene: rsph9
Product: radial spoke head component 9
Exons: 5
Coding region: 129-956 (275 amino acids)
Biological process (GO): motile cilium assembly; cilium movement involved in cell motility; axoneme assembly
Cellular component (GO): radial spoke; axoneme
Source: RefSeq, a predicted model, not a curated record